Molecule: messenger RNA, 1716 nt
Organism: Brenthis ino (lesser marbled fritillary)
Lineage: Eukaryota; Metazoa; Arthropoda; Insecta; Lepidoptera; Nymphalidae
Source: the annotation of a GenBank genome assembly
AUGAAUUACAACAAUAAUAAGAAACGGUCUAAUACUAGGGCGUCCCCCGGAAGCGACGCACACGGCGAGAUACGAGAAAAUGCGAUUAAUACUAGGGCGUGCCCCCAAAGCGACGAGAAGAACCACGCAGCCCACAUGCCAAAAGUCCGCAUAGCCAGUUGGAAUGUGGGCUCCAUGACAGGACGCAGCUUAGAAUUAAGCGAAGUGCUGCUCAGAAGACGCAUCAGCAUCUGCUGUAUACAGGAGACGAAAUGGAAGGGGUCUAAAGCGCGCAAUAUUGGUAACGACUACAAGUUCAUUUACAACGGAACGAAGACAAAUCAGAACGGCGUCGGCAUAGUAGUAGACAAAACUUUCCAGAACCGUAUAGUAGACGUGAAUAGAGUCAGUGAUCGAAUUAUAGCAAUUAAGUUCGCACUUGAUAACCAACCAUGCAUGAAUGUUAUAUCAGCGUAUGCUCCACAAACAGGGUUGCCACAACCAGAAAAACAAGCUUUCUGGGACGAUCUUCACGACCUGACUCAAUCCAUACCAAAAACGGAGUCAAAAUACAUCGGAGCAGAUUUUAAUGGGCACGUGGGACAAAUCACGAACGACUCCUUUAGGGAAAUUCACGGUAACCAGGGUUAUGGGGAUAAAAACUCCCAGGGUGAUGAUAUUUUAAAUUUCGCGUACACAUUUAAUAUGGCAAUUGUCAACACCUUCUUCACCAAAACAAACGAACACUUGAUAACAUAUAAGAGUGGAGACAAAUGCACACAGGUGGAUUACAUCCUAGCGGACAGGAAACUGCUAAAGUCCUUUAAAAACUGUAAGGUAAUACCUGGUGAACCACUAACAUCUCAACAUCGACUCCUAGUUGCGGAUUUUAUAGCACAAAGACCAAUUAGAGUCAAAACAGCUAGAGUUCCUAAAGUACGCUGGUAUAAACUAGAUCAAGAAGAGGGUGAAAAACUAUGUUCAGACCUGAAAGAGUACAUUUACGAGAUCCAACCAGGCAAAGACGCAAACACAAUGUGGAAUGAGUUUCACGAGCGCAGCAUCCAGAAAGCCACAAGCUACCUAGGCAUCUCAAAUGGACUUUCAAGGGAGAACAAAAACCCAAUACUAUGGGACCCGGAGGUCCAAGAAAAGAUCAGAUCCAAGAAAACCCUCUUCAGGAUCUGGCAAAGUACAAAGAGCAAUGACGACCGGACAACAUACCGAGACGCAAAGAGGGAAACCAAACGCGCGGUGGCGCAGAUCAGAGCUAGAAGCAGGGAAGGUUUUUAUGCUAAGCUAGAAAAUGCUAACAAUGAUAAACAGCUGUUUAAAAUUGCCAAACAAAGACAUCGAGAUACACAAGACACUCGAGCAGUUAAGUACAUCAAAGACCUGCAAGGAAACCUCUUAACAUCAGACUCGGAUAUAAAUGAUAGAUGGAGGGAAUACUACGCUAAAUUGUUGAACGAGACACACCCCUGUGAACCAAUAAUGGAGCUUCCAACAGUGAAAGGUCCAUGGCCUGUCAUUACGCCGGAAGAAGUCAAAUUAGCGUUAAGCCAAAUGGCUAAUAAUAAGGCAACUGGUCCUGAUGAUCUGCCAGCGGAGCUGUGGAAGAAACUGGGAGACGAUGGAGUUAAAUUAGGACCACUCAAGCUACAACUUUUGUCGCGGAAACGUAAUUUUACCCGCCGCAGUGUUUUCCUGCCGGCGCGGCGUACCACUGUCGUUUAC